CGAGCUUGACCUUCCAUUUAGGAGGAACCGUAAACCUCUGGCUUCUGGGGAGAAAGGGGUUUGGAAAAGGCGCCGCUGGGUCAGAUAAAAGCCCUUUAACAGAACCGGGCGAGCCGGUGGCCUCCGCUCGGCAGUAAUGAAGGCCGCUCGCUAGUUUUUCCAGCAGCGCACAGAAACGCCUCAUUAGCCGGCGGGGGAACAGCGGGCUCUCGUUUCCUCUGCUGCUGCCUCCCCAACCUUUUAUUCUCCUUUUUUUUUGUCUCUCUCGCUCCUCGUCGCUUUGUCCUCCGGCGCGGACAUGCAAACAUGUGCAAGAAAAUAACCAGGGCCGGGAAGCGUGAGCGGGCCGGCUCGGUGCUGCUGUCGGUCAUAAAGUAGGAGGAGGACGGGGGACGGGUUGCCGCAUGAACCGGGGCAGGAGUCGCUCGUUCCCGCAGGCUCAGGAUGAGGAAACCCAAAGGGAUCCGGAUGGUUUCUGCCCUGUGUCUGGGAUGUUUCAUUAUGGUCAUCUUCUACUUUAACAGCAGCCUGAAGCCAGAACCUCUGGGGGAGCGCAGCAGCGGGCAGAAAUCCCGGAGGAGCCCCCUACAGACGCUCUAUGAAGGGGACCAGGCCGAGUCUGCUGUACAGGCCAUCCAUCAGGGUCGGCGGGAGCUGCUGGAAGAAGCCUGCCGCUCCUACACCCGCAAACGCCGAGUCCUCAUCCCCGAAGACCUGAAGCACGUCAUCGUGGACGACCAGCACGGCUUGCUGUACUGCUACGUGCCCAAAGUGGCCUGCACCAACUGGAAGCGAGUGCUCAUGGUUCUGACCGGCGUCUCCGGAGACCACAAAGACCCGCUAGCCAUCCCCGCCAACGAGGCCCACGUCCCAGGAAACCUCCGCACUCUGUCGGAGUACUCCACCGCCGAGAUCAACCAGCGCCUGCGCUCGUACCUCAAGUUCGUUUUUGUGCGCGAGCCGUUCGAGCGGCUGGUGUCGGCGUACCGCAACAAGUUCACGCGGAGCUACAACACAGCGUUCCAUAAACGAUACGGCACCAAGAUCGUGCGCCGGCACAGGCUGGACCCCCAGCCGGAGGCCCUGGAGAAGGGAAACGACGUCUCCUUCGAGGAGUUUGUGUACUACCUUGUGGACCCGGCGACCCAGCGGGAGGAGCCCUUCAACGAACACUGGGAGCGGGUGCACUCGCUGUGUCACCCGUGCCUCAUCCACUACGACGUGGUGGGGAAAUACGAGACGCUGGAGCAGGACUCCCGCUACGUGCUGCAGCUGGCCGGGGUGGACGAGCAGCUCCGCUUCCCCACCUCGUCCAAAAGCACCCGCACCACAGGAGACAUGGCGGCAGACUUCUUCAAGAACAUCAGCCCCUUCUACCAGAAGAAGCUCUACAACCUCUACCGCAUGGACUUCCUGCUCUUCAACUACUCUGUGCCAGCCUACCUCAAGUUCAGAUGAGGGCGGGACGUCAUUCCCCCGCCUGCCUGGCCUGAACUUAUGGACGGGUUUCUCUUCCCGCAGGUCUCAGCACAGACUUUUAACGGAACAGCAGAAAAACUCGACCGGGUUCUCAUAUGCGAGCUGCAGAGAAACGCCUCUGUGCUCAGAGCGGACGAAGGUUGUGGAGGACGGAGCCUCUGCCUGACGGGGCAAACGAGAUUUUAUCGGAGCCGUGGAGUUAACCGUUGGUCACUGGCUCUGAAUGUGUGAAAUGCUGUUCAAGCUUUGGUUUACUAUCAGUCCCGCUGUUUUCUGCUGUUUCAAAGGUUAAUUUGCACAACAAGCGAUCUGUCUGCCGAGUGCAGGAGCCGAAUGAGUUGGAUCCACGCUGUAAACCGGGAGCUAAAGGGAAGUCAGAUUUUCUUGAAACGGGUGUGUUUGUCCUUGGUUUGAGCAGGUCAAUAAGAUGGCCUGCCAAUGCGAUGAGUAUGUUUAGCCCUAAAAUAAGAUGAUUAGAUCUAUUCACAUGAAAUAAGAUGAUGGAGAUGAGUUGUUCCUGUUUUAAGUGCAAAAAUCUCAUUCCAUUGGCAGACCAUUUAAACGUGCCAGCUAAAAUCGAGGACAAAUGCAGUCAUUUUAAGAAAAUCUGGCUUACUUUUAGUUCCCCGUGUGCAGUGAAAGGGUGUGUGGACAGCGAAUGUCUCCAGACAUGUGCCUUGGAUCAUGGGCCUUACUUUCUCUCCAGGCAACAAAGACAGCUUUUCUAACUGUGACUCUUGUUCUUGUUUUUUUUUUUUUUUUUUUUACUGUAGGAAAAAAAAAAAAUUUUGUGUAACUAUUAUUUUUAUUUAUUAUUUCUAGCUCUAAAAAAGCCAAACCAAACUAGGUGUAAGUUCUUCCACGUCUUUCGAAUAAAUGCAUCUCAACAAGA
Molecule: messenger RNA, 2371 nt
Organism: Fundulus heteroclitus (mummichog)
Lineage: Eukaryota; Metazoa; Chordata; Actinopteri; Cyprinodontiformes; Fundulidae
Product: carbohydrate sulfotransferase 11
Exons: 3
Coding region: 445-1458 (337 amino acids)
Biological process (GO): carbohydrate biosynthetic process; proteoglycan biosynthetic process
Cellular component (GO): membrane
Molecular function (GO): sulfotransferase activity
Source: RefSeq, a predicted model, not a curated record